ACAGUAUUCAUGACAUUAAUGACAUCAGCAUGUGUACUGUAGUAGGUUGUGUCACAUUUAGUUCUGAAAUAAAAAGGGAUAUUACUUGGGAAGGACUACAUCUCCACGAUUCCAGCAGUAUUCAGUGUUGGGAUGCAUAUAUUAAUACUUGAAGCAAGAAUUAAAAUGCUACUCUCAUUCGUGCUACUUUUAUACAAGAUCAAAUAAUCGGCUUCCCAUCAUGCUCAAGGGAUAUCUUCUGGUCCUAUUGGUCUUCACUAAACAUUCCACGUCGUUUUCUCAAGACUUACGUUUGCUGUGUCCAGCAGGCUGGACAGAUAUCUAUAAUGUAUGUUACCAGUUGUUGCCAUCAAUUACCCUACAUUGGAAGCAAUCGUCUGAUGUUUGCCAAAGGUAUGGAGGUUGGCUAGUAAGACCAUCAGGAUUUGUUAUGACUGAAAAAAUAGGAUCCUUUGUUAACUAUUUGGAUGGCAAUAUCACUAGUUUUUGGACUGGCUACAAAACAGUCCCAAGUGAUAGUGAUAUCGAUGCAGUUUGGAGUGAUGGCUCUCCAACUUCUGUUGAUGUUGGUGUAUGGGGAGAUGGAGAACCAAACUUACAGGCUGGAUCUUGUGCAUUCUUAAGAAAAACAAAUGGUAACUGGUUAUGGUAUAUGGGAAAUUGUGAUCAAAUGAGUUCAGUUGUUUGUGAACGCUCACCAUGUCCUGUAGGGACAUUUCACUGUGAUUCUGGACUUUGUUUGUCAUCUUCUUUGGUCUGUAAUGGGGAAGAUAACUGUGGGGAUUUUUCAGAUGAAAGAAACUGUUCCCAGUACUGUGCCUAUUACAUUUCUUCAAGGGAGAAAACCAUUCAGUUUCCUUCUAGUCCACAAAUAGUUUAUCCCCAACAACAAACAUGUCAGUGGGUUAUAGAAGGGGAAGUUGGGAAAAGACUUCAGUUUGAGAUUCUAGAGUUCAGCACAGAAUAUGGUGUAGAUUUCUUAGAGAUUUGGGUAGGAGGAAGAAGUGUUAGCACUAGUGGACUGCUUGCAAGAUUAUCUGGAACACUGGAACAAGUCCAAGUGGAGACACCAUUGUAUUCACCCAAUAAUUUAGCUCUUUUGAGAUUUGUUUCUGACAAAACUAUUUCCAGUUCAGGUUUUCAAAUUCGGUGGAGAUCAGAUUUUGAAUGUGACUUAUUGAAAGCACCUGGCCUUAUAUUUGAAUCCAAGUCUCUUAUACCUAUAUCAUCAUUGAAGUUAACACAGCUGGAAUGCUACAGUGUCUGUCUCCAAGAUACAUUAUGUGUGGCCUUGACAUUCAGCAGCAAAGAUCUGAUGUGUUAUAAGAGUACACAAAUGCCAAGACUGAUUUCCAAUCAUGAAAAACAAUUGAAUUGGACGUAUAUCAAGACAUGUCCUGGCCUUAGUGGAAAACAAAUUCUAGGUAAUAUUCCAGUACAACCUUCAACAUUAUAUGCUACUACUAGACCUCAGCAGUUGAUGUCACCUCUUUAUCCUUUUAACUAUCCCAGUCAGUACACUUAUAUAUGGACUAUAUAUUCACCUGGUCGAAGGCUUGUUACUGUUGAGAUUAUUGAUAUUGAAUUGGGAAAUGAAGAUUAUUUACAAAUUUAUGAUGGCUCUACUUUGGAUUCUAACAUCCUUGAUCGAUUGUCUUCUCAAUCUGUGUACAGCAAUCCAAUUAUUUCAACUGGAAACAGCAUUUUGAUAUAUUUCAGUUCUACAAGUUUCACUAGAGCUAAAGGAUUUUUAUUAUCCUACAAAGCAGGCUGCAGCUAUGAAGUUACUGCCAAUGAAGGGGAGAUCCACUCACCAGGAUUCUACUUAAACCCCUCAGUGUAUCCCAAUGUUUUGAACUGUACUUGGAUCAUAAACUCUGAACAGAGAAGACCACUCAAGCUAACUUUCACCAAUUUUUCCUUAGAGUCAGAGAAAGAUUACCUACAGAUCUAUAAGGAUCUUAAUGAAAUUCAAGCAUAUCCUGGAUUGGGAUAUACUGGAGAAUUACUUCCUUUUGACAUCGAGUCUUCAGAUGGUAGAGUAAAAGUUGUCAUGUUAUCAUCAGCAGUUGUUUCUGGAACAGGAUUCAGAGCCUAUUAUAAAACAGGUUGUAUCCCACUCAAUGACACAUCACUUGUGUUACGCCCUUUGGAACCAGCAUUUCAUGGAGUCACUUAUAAUGUAACAUGUCCAGAAUAUUACAUCUUUGACAAACCAUACAAAGGAUUGCAAUCUUUAGUGAUAACUUGUGAUACUUCUGGAGUCUGGGACAAGGCUGUUCCUUCUUGUACAAGAGUAGUUUGCAGCAGUCUUCCAACUGUUCAACAUGGACAUAUAACUCGUACUGAGGAUGUUUUCUCAGGCAGCUACCUUCAUUAUGUGUGCAACACAGGCUAUAAAUCUAUUAAUGGUACUUGGGAUGGAGCAAGCAUUUGUAAUGUAACUGGUGACUGGGUACCUUUACCCAGUUGUUUAUCUAUCUCUCAGUGUGCAGUUGUCCUAGCACCUAGUUCAGGUCAUCUCACUUUCAUGUUAGGGAAUGGUACAGAGCAGGGAUCAACUUUACAUUUUUCAUGUACCUAUGGAUUUGAGCUGAUAGGUGCUGAAGUCAUCACCUGUAUUAAUGGGUCUUGGUCUUCAGAGCCACCUAAGUGUAUUAGGAUCAAAUGUGGUCUUCCUUAUAUAGAGAAUGCUACUAUGAGAUCACCUUCACUAGAAGUAGGUUUAGGUGACCUGAUUACAGUCACCUGUUUACCUGGGUUCUACUUGUCUGGUUCAAGUACUUUCUUUUGUGGAACACCUUCAGUACUUCCAAGUUGUAUCAAUAUCAAUGAAUGUAACAGCAGUCAAACAUAUUGUAAUCAACUGUGUGCUGAUGAAAUAGGCUCCUUUAAAUGUUUGUGUCUUAUAGGCUACACACUCAGUGCAGAUAAUCAUACAUGUACAGAUAUUGAUGAAUGUUCUAUGAACAAUGGUUACUGUGAACAACUCUGUACCAACACAAUAGGCAGCUAUGUUUGCUCUUGUCCUAGGCUCAAUGCCACUUUGUUCCAGCAAGAUGGACAGUCUGAUAUAUUUAUACCAGAAUCAGAAAAUGGCCUAGAAUAUUGGAAUGUAUAUUACUUGAACCAUUCCUGUAUAGAGCCAAGUGAAAUAAUGUGUCCAAAGUUGUCUGCCACUGUUACUAAUGGAAUGAUAUUGUCACACAAGUCAAGAUAUACAGCAGGUGAUACUGUCACUUAUUUGUGUCUGAUUGGGUUCUCUUUAGUAGGUUCUAAUGUACUGACCUGUUUGACUUCUGGUCAGUGGGAUGGAACACCUCCAACAUGUAAAGCUGCCACCUGUUCAACUCCUAAACUAAGUUCCUCAGUAGUGAGUCCAAGCUUUUCCAUCAACUACUUACAGUACUUUAAUGCCACCUGUACUGUUCAAGGUUUGGGGGAGGUAGCCAUGAGAUCAAGGUGUGUUUAUGAUAUCAAAGUUCAUGCAUAUCAAGCUGAAAUAUCAAGUCUACAGUGCCCUGCAGCUCUUACUUGUGAAAUACCUAGUCAACUGCCAGGUACUGAGCCCUAUAUGUUUACAUCCACAACAUAUGGCAGUAGUUUUAUCUUUAAAUGUAAAGGCAACUUCAUGAUUCAAGGUCAAAGCUCAAUCAGUAGAACUUCAGUGGUCACUUGCAUGUCCAGUGGUUUCUGGGAUUUUGGUGAUCUAAGGUGUAUGGGUGCUAGCUGCAAUGAUCCAGGCACAAGUCCUGGUGUCCAACAAAUCACUCAAUCCUAUGAAGAGUACAGUCUAGUCUACUACCAGUGUGAGAGAUCAGACUUUGAACUGACUGAUAAGAGACCUUUACUGUGUGAGUGGAAUACAGUACAAAAAGUCCUACAGUGGAACAGUACAGUACCACAUUGUGUUGAUGUUGAGCCCCCAAAGAUUUUACAUUGUGAUACACACAGAGUUGUCAUUGAAAAACUCACUGCUCCAAAUCUAGUGGAACCUAUAGCACUUGAUAAUGUAGAGGUGGCAAGUUUUACCAAGUCUCCAGUCAACUUCUAUAUGAGUCAUGUAGUAUCUGUCAACACCACAAUUACAUACACAGCUAGGGAUUUUGCAGGCAAUCAAGCUACAUGUACCAUUGAUAUUGUUAUCAAAGAUGAGCUUCCACCAACUCUUCAAUGCAUUUCCUCAUUUACCUACACCUUGACAGAUGUGAAUGAUGUCAAGUCAUUUGACUUAAGUCAAUUUGUGACAUCUCUCACAGAUGAUUCUAGUACUGUAAAUGUAAUGUACUCGCCAGCUAAUCUUGUGGUAGAUAGGUUCAGUAAUGGCCAGGUUUACACUGUCAAAAUAUCAGCCAGUGAUCUUUCAGGCAACUCUCAUUCAUGUCUGGUGCAGGUCAAAGUUCAAGGCCCUGUCUGUAGCAAUUGGAGUUUAACAGUGAGAAAUGCUUCCAUAAGCUGUAUAGAAACACUUGAUGGCUAUAUGUGCACUGUAGUGUGUGAGCCUGGCUAUGUAUUCUAUGAGAACCCCCUACAGAACUCAGUGAAUAUGUCUUGUACUCAAACUCAAGGCUGGUCUAGAAAGAAACCUGUUUGUGUAGCCUCACAUACAGCUGAGUACAAUAGUUCACUUGGGAGUAUGUACUCUUGUUACAAGAAUGAAGAACUGAAAAAUAUCUCAAACAGACACAUUUGUGUUUCCUGUCCACCUGGAUUGUUGACGUCUGCUGAUGCCACUUGCACUCCUUGUCCAGCUGCUACUUAUUUGGAUAGCAUCUAUGAAGAUUGUCUCCCUUGUCCAGCUGGAUCAAACUGGCUGAAUACUGGGGCCACUUCUGUCAUGGACUGUUACUUAACUUGUCCUGAUGGAUACACAUCUGCUAGUGGUGAGGCUGUCUGUCAGAUAUGUCCAGUCAAUCAAUUUUCUUUUAGUAAUCAAUUGUGCAGUGGCUGUCAGCCUGGUCAGUAUACAACACGUCAAGGUCAAGGAUCAGUCAGAGAGUGUCGAGAUCCUUGUCUUCCUGGCUACUACUCUAAAGAUGGUCUUCAACCUUGUCUUCCAUGCCCAAGAGGUUUCUAUCAAAGUUCUUCACAGGCAAAAAGUUGUUCCGAAUGUUCCUCUAAUUUUAUGACAGACAGAGUGGCCUCCACUUCUGCUUCAGAUUGUAAGGAUGGAGUGCUGUCUCUAUGUGACAACUUAAAAUGUUUCAAUGGAGGUACUUGUCAAGUCAGUGGCCAUCAAGUUUAUUGUAUUUGUCCAGAAGGCUCUUCUGGUAGACAAUGUGAGGUCAUUCUCAGCCCAUGUAACUCACAGCCUUGUUACAAUCAAGGAAUCUGUGUCCCAACUGGAUCAACAACAUAUAGAUGUGAUUGUCCAUAUGCCCAUAUCUCUGGUAUGAAUUGUGAAAUUAACAACAAUGAUAUAUGCUCCACCAGUUCUUGUGGUAAUGAUGGUAUAUGUCAGCCAGGGCUCAAUAAUUUUACUUGUCAUUGUCCAUCCUACAGUCCCUACACAAAUGGACCAGCAGGAUUGUGUGAUCAACUUCGUAACCCAUGCAAUGAUGUUCCAUGUGAGAAUGGAGCCACAUGUCAGGCUUAUGGAAACAUUAGAAGAACUUGUCAAUGUUUACCUGGCUACACUGGGGACUCAUGUCAAAUUGAUAUGGAUUCAUGCCAGUCCUCACCUUGUAAAAACAAUGGCAGUUGUCAUGAUGGACCGUCCAAUACAUUUGUGUGUAUAUGUCCUGAAAAGUUUAGUGGUGACCUUUGUGAGAUAAGAAUAAAUAGAUGCACAUCUGCUUCAUGCCCAGCAUUUGCAUAUUGUGUAGAUGAUUAUCUGACCAAUCAGAUGCUUUGUUUAUGUCAAGAAGGAUUUAUUCAAGAUGUACUAGGUACUUGUGUACAAAAUCUCUAUGAUGCCUGUAAUCCCAGCCCAUGUCAGAAUGGAGGAACUUGUUACAAAAAUGGUGAUUCUUACAUAUGCAACUGUAUCACAGGCUAUGUAGGUGCCAACUGCCAACACAACUUUGAUGACUGUGAACCAAACCCAUGUCUUAAUGGUGGUGUAUGUACUGACUUACAGAGUCCAUCAGCAUCUACUCCUGGAUUCACUUGUCAAUGUCCUUUGGAAACUUUUGGUAGUAUCUGUACAGACAAUGUCAAUAUUUGUGAAGGUACCAUGAACCCUUGUAACAGACUACACAGUACCUGUAUUGAUUUAUUUCAAGAUUACUACUGUCAGUGUGAUGCUGGUUAUUUUGGAAAAAAUUGUACAAAAUCUAAUAACCAGCUGUGUGAUUCAUUCCCUUGUCAACAUGGUGGAACUUGUGUAGAGUCUCUUGAUUCUCAUACAUGUCACUGUGCCCCUGGAUAUACAGGAUCAAACUGUGAAAGUUUUGUUGACUUUUGUCUUUCCCUGCCAUGUUAUAACAAUGCUACAUGUGUCAGCUAUGAGCAAGGAUAUAUGUGUUCCUGUAUGUAUGGCUACACAGGAGGCAGAUGUGAAAAUACUUUUGAUGUUUGUCUAACUAGUAAUCCUUGUCAAGGGAAGGGAAGCAAAUGCAUUGACAGAGAUGGAGUUAUCUCCUGUGCUUGUGAAUCUGGUUACAGUGGCAUAUUCUGCCAAAUAAAAGAUGUGCAAUGCUCAUCAGACAUUUGUCUUAAUGGAGGAACAUGUCAAGAUAAUGUGACACAAAUAUACUGUGAUUGUCUACCAGGAUUUGAAGGAUUCCACUGUGAACUAAAUCCCAAUGAUUGCUUGUCCAAUGUGUGCCCAGAAGACUCAGUCUGUAUUGAUGGACUGAACAGCUACACUUGCCAGUGUCUUGAAGGAAGGUUAGGAAACAGUUGUAAAAUUGUUCCUAAUGACUUUGAUCUGAUACUAACUGCCACAAAUGGAUAUCAGUUAUCAGAUUACCAACAGAUGGUGCAACCUAUUAAUACUACUUCAGUAUCUAUUUCAACUUGGAUCAGAUACACACAGAAACACAUGUCUGGCAUUAUCUUAUCAUUUUAUGGAUGCAGCACUGAGUCAGAUUAUACUAGUGUCACGGAGAUGGUAAGACUAGAAAGUUACCAGCCAAUGAGUUUAUUUUUAGAACUUAAUGAACAAAGUGUGGUCAUUGCUAAUGUUACACUUGCUGAUGGACUCUGGCACCAUGUGGCUGUGACCUAUGAUGCUGGUUCUGGACAUGUUGCCCUAUACAUUGAUGGGUUAACUGUGUGGACAAACUCAACAAUAUUUACACCCUUUUUGCCUUAUGGCUGGUUGAUACUAGGUGGUGAGUACAAGCAGGAGACUCAUUCAGUCAGCCAUUCUAAUGGGAUGAUUGGUCGACUAAGUCGUGUCUACAUUACCAACACAACCUUGACCCAGUCUGAAGUCAAGCUUUUAAUCACUAAUAUUUCCUACAUCCCAAAUGGCUGGAUCUCUGGCUUUACAACUUUAAUGGCUUCUGGAAGAACAGCUCCUGUUGACUUUCAAAGUGAAUUGGAUUCACAAAUAUGUAUUCUUCAAAACUCAUGUAAACACCUAACUGUUGUACCGGAUGUGAAGUUUGUAACAUGUCCAUCAGAUCAAGUUAUUGUUACUGACAGAGUGAGUAAUCCAACCUGGCAGUCCCCUACAGCACUGAACACUAUUGUUGUGAGUUCCACACUUGUAUCUGGUCAAACAAAGAUGGGCUGGGGCAUACAGGGUGCAGCAUAUGCAGGCUUUGACAUCCUGGGCAAUGCUGAUAUGUGUACAUUCAAGAUCAUUACAAGGCGCACUAAGUGUAUGCAACCAAAAGCCAGUGAUAGUCAAGCCUUAAACUGCACAAUACUCAAGUCAGCUAUACAUUGCUCAGUACAAUGUAACAGAAAGGACUAUCACCUUGUGUCCAAGUCUCCUAAAUACUACACUUGUGGAACCUAUGGGAUGUAUGACUCUCCUGAGAGACUUCUACAAUUUCAAUUUCCCCCUUGUUCUUUAUGUACAGCACCAUUGUAUGACUACACCAUCACACUAAACUAUACAUUUAUAACUCCAAGCUCAUGUGGCUCUUCAGCUCACAAAGAUUUGGAAAAUCAGCUCAUCCUUGCCCUAAAGAAAUCUCUGACAUCUCUGCAGACUCAUUGGCCAGAUCUCUGUGCAACAUCUUGUACUAGUGUUCCAUUAUAUAUUACUUGUUUGAAUGAUAUGGAGAGCUCAGUUCAUUGGACUUUACCUGCACUAGGUGCCUAUCUUGAUAUUGCUAACCAAUCCAGCAGACUAGCCAUUCAAAAUUUAAUUCUGAUUAGUGUGAUAGAUGAGGGACUGUUUACUUAUGAUACAUUGGCCACACCAGACUUUCAGUCUCUGGUUAUAAAUGCUGAGGAAACAUGUCCCAGUGGAAAAGUUCUUGUAGACCAUUGUUGCUUGACUUGUGCAGCUGGUCAGUUUUAUAAUAACAUGACUAAGCAAUGCACAGAGUGUGCUAAAGGCACUUACCAAACAGAAACAGAUGUGCUAAAUGCAAGUGUAUGUAGACCAUGUCCAGCUGGUACAACCACAGCACAGCAAGGGACAACUUCAAACUCAGAGUGUUUCACUGCUUGCCCCAGUGGUAGCUACUACAAUUUGACAAAAGAGAAUUGCAGUGAUUGCCCUGUUGGAUUCUAUUCAGAGACUGCAGGACAGUUUAGUUGUGAUGCCUGUGACUAUACUCAAACUACGGCUAUUUCACAAUCUACCUCAAAACUCCUGUGUUUAGACCAACCUAAUACCAUUUUAGUGCAGACUAGCACUCUUGUUGCUGGACCUGACAUCCCAACAGCAGCAGCAUCAAUAUUACAGACCAAUGACUCAACUGUCCUGAAAAAUUUAUUGAUCACACUGUUGGUUAUCCUUCUUGUUAUUGUCAUACUGCUGCUUGUCUUCUGUUGCUGUCUGAAACCAUAUGUGGACAAGUACUGCCCAUGUUUUGUGAACAGAGUGGCACCCGAGGGAGCCACACCAUGGCAACAUGUCAACAAGUUUGGGGAAACUAAAAUCAAGUUUGUGGAGGCCAACAUGAGAGAUUUCAAUCAAGAUCACCAUAAUGAUAAAGAGCUGCUAGUAACUAAUGACAAUACAGAACUAGCAGUAACUAAUGACAAUACAGAACUAGCAGUAACUAAUGACAAUACAGAACUAGCAGUAACUAAUGACAACAUUCAAAGUCCAGUUGCCAAAUCUAAACUUCAAAUUCCUGUUUUUGAAGAAAAAAUUGACUACAGUCCUAUUCCAAAAACUUCCCACACAAUACAGUUCAAGAAUGACAAAGAAAUUCUUGAGAUAUCUGAAGAGCAACAAAAUUCCAACACUGAAAUAAAACCACAAGUUUUACCUCCCUUGAAAACUGUGCACAAAGAAUUUCCCCCUGAGUCUACAUCUGAAGUUUUAAGAUUGAAGCGACCACCAAGUGCUUUUAAUAGACCCAGACCAAAUUUAAAUCAGCUUUCCUAUGCAGCCUUUACUCAUCCCUCCAGCUUAUCUCCCUUACCAUCAGGAGCAUCUAACUCAGUAGAACAAGAUGAUAUUAUUUAAAAUCUCUCUGAAUGUACAUUAUUUAGAUCAACAUUUCUAUACAAUUGUUAAUAUUACUUUUAACUAAAGCAUACAUCACUCAUGUAAAUAUUUUAUUGCUAUUUAUUUUGUUUGCAUAUUUAUAUUAGUCACUGAUAUUUUCAAACAUGUUUCUUCAUUCAGAUAUUGACAUGUGUUGUUCAUUUGUUUUUAAAUAAAUUUUCUUAACAAUACCAGA
Molecule: messenger RNA, 9761 nt
Organism: Biomphalaria glabrata
Lineage: Eukaryota; Metazoa; Mollusca; Gastropoda; Planorbidae
Product: sushi, von Willebrand factor type A, EGF and pentraxin domain-containing protein 1-like
Exons: 61
Coding region: 221-9544 (3107 amino acids)
Biological process (GO): axon guidance
Molecular function (GO): calcium ion binding; protein binding
Source: RefSeq, a predicted model, not a curated record